Protopterus annectens (West African lungfish) is the source of this 3727-nucleotide messenger RNA. RefSeq names its product anoctamin 4 (gene ANO4). Gene Ontology annotation, cellular component: plasma membrane. The transcript has 28 exons. Gene Ontology annotation, molecular function: chloride channel activity; protein dimerization activity. The record is from RefSeq and is a predicted model, not a curated record. Gene Ontology annotation, biological process: chloride transmembrane transport. The coding region runs from base 145 to 3063 and encodes 972 amino acids. NCBI's taxonomy places the organism in Eukaryota, Metazoa, Chordata, Ceratodontiformes, Protopteridae.
AUUUCAGGUAUAAGCUCAUCUCUUCAUGGGGCUGAAAGACGUCCUCAAAUUCAUCAAAGGAGCUGUGCGGCCAGUCAGUCUGCUUCUCAGCGCCUGCCGGCUGUCAGGCAUUCUUCUUUCCCAGCAGUCAGAAAAUCAAUAAAGAUGGAAGCCUCCUCUUCUGGAUUUACGGAAGUAGCAGCCACAAAUGGAAGCCACGCUCAUGCAGAGUCAGCCAUGGAGAUGAAUGCAGUGUUACAGGGGCCACAGGGUACAACACCUGCUUCACUUUCACCUGCCGGUUUCCCAGCAGACUGUAGGCCUACCUUUCUACAGAAUGACAAAGCUACCAAGGAUGACAAAAUGCUCUAUGAUGCAUUGGAAGGAAUUAACAGUGCUUCAAAAGACAAUGACUCACUGCUGCACCCUGGCAAUUUGACAAGCACUUCAGAUGAUGCCAGCCGGUUAGACCCAGUGGGAGAGGGAGGUCUGGUUAAAAGUAGAUCAAGUGGACUUGUCUUCAGGGAUGGCAAAUGCCACAUUGACUUCAUCCUUGUUUACAGAAAAUCUAGUGCACAGACAGAAAAGAGAGAGGUCUUUGAAAGAAACAUCAGAGCAGAAGGACUGCACAUGGAAAAAGAGUCAUCAAUAACAAACAGUGAUAUCAUCUUUGUGAAGCUGCAUGCCCCUUGGGAGGUUCUAGGCAGAUACGCAGAAAUCAUGAAUGUGCGAAUGCCUUUCAGGAGAAAAAUCUAUUACCUGCAUCGGCGGUACAAGUUCAUGAGCAGGUUGGAGAAACAAAUAAGCAGGUUUCGUGGAUGGCUACCAAGAUCACCCAUGAGACUAGAUAAGGAGACACUUCCUGACCUAGAGGAGAAUGACUGUUACACUGCCCCCUUCAGCCAGCAGAGGAUACAUCACAUGAUUCUGAGAAACUAUUUCACAAAACUCUUUAUCAUACACAAUAAAGACACUUUCUUCAACAAUGCUACAAGAAGCAAAAUUGUCCAUCAUAUUUUACAGCGGAUUAAAUAUGAAGAAGGCAAAAAUAAAAUAGGAUUAAAUCGUUUACUUAGCAAUGGAUGCUAUGAAGCAGCAUUUCCCCUGCAUGAGGGAAGUUACAAAAGUAAGAAUUCAAUAAGGACCCAUGGAGCUGAAAAUCAUCGCCACCUUCUGUAUGAAUGCUGGGCUUGGUGGGGAGUUUGGUACAAGUAUCAGCCUCUGGACCUCGUUAGACGGUAUUUUGGUGAGAAGAUCGGAUUAUACUUUGCCUGGUUAGGCUGGUACACGGGUAUGCUGUUUCCUGCCGCCUUUGUUGGACUUUUUGUCUUUUUGUAUGGAGUCAUUACACUUAACCACUGCCAAGUCAGUAAAGAAGUCUGCGAAGCUAAAGAUAUAAUAAUGUGCCCUCUAUGUGAUAAACAUUGCCCUUACAUGAGAUUGUCAGACAGCUGUGUUUAUGCCAAGGUAACACAUCUUUUUGACAAUGGAGCAACUGUCUUUUUUGCUGUAUUCAUGGCAAUAUGGGCAACAGUAUUCUUGGAGUUUUGGAAAAGAAGGCGUGCAGUUCUUGCUUAUGACUGGGACUUAAUAGACUGGGAAGAAGAAGAGGAAGAGAUUCGUCCACAGUUUGAAGCAAAAUACUCCAAGAAGGAAAGAAUCAAUCCUAUAUCUGGCAAACCAGAACCUUAUCAAGCCUUUGCAGAUAAAUGUAGCAGGCUGGUUGUCUCUGCUUCGGGGAUAUUUUUUAUGAUUCUGGUGGUGAUUGCCGCUGUUUUUGGUAUUGUUGUUUACCGUGUGGUGACCGUAAGCACUUUUGCUGCCUUUGAAUGGGCACUAAUCAGGAAUAAUUCUCAGGUUGCAACUACAGGAACUGCCGUAUGCAUCAACUUCUGCAUCAUCAUGCUGCUAAAUGUGUUGUAUGAAAAAGUCGCUCUUCUUUUAACAAAUUUAGAACAGCCUCGUACAGAAUCAGAGUGGGAGAACAGCUUCACUUUAAAGAUGUUUCUGUUCCAAUUCGUUAAUCUGAACAGUUCCACUUUUUACAUUGCUUUUUUCCUUGGAAGAUUUACAGGACGACCUGGUGCCUACCUGAGACUGCUCAACAGAUGGAGGCUUGAAGAAUGCCACCCAAGUGGAUGCCUUAUUGAUCUUUGUAUGCAGAUGGGCAUUAUAAUGGUGCUUAAGCAGACUUGGAAUAAUUUCAUGGAGCUUGGUUAUCCAUUAAUUCAGAACUGGUGGACCAGAAGAAGACUGCGACAAGAGCACUGGAAUGAAAAAAAGGCCUUUUUUCCACAAUGGGAGAAAGAUUAUAAUCUUCAACCAAUGAAUGCUUAUGGUCUCUUUGAUGAAUAUUUAGAGAUGAUUCUUCAGUUUGGUUUCACAACAAUAUUUGUGGCAGCCUUUCCUCUAGCACCGCUUCUUGCCUUGCUGAACAAUAUCAUUGAAAUACGACUUGAUGCUUACAAAUUUGUGACCCAGUGGAGGCGACCGUUAGCUCAAAGAGCGAAAGAUAUAGGAAUCUGGUAUGGGAUUCUUGAAGGCAUUGGCAUACUUUCUGUUAUCACAAAUGCAUUUGUUAUAGCAGUGACCUCUGACUUCAUUCCACGUCUUGUUUAUGCUUACAAGUAUGGGCCAUGUGCAGGACAAGGACAGGCAGGGGAAAGAUGUAUGGUUGGCUAUGUCAACUCUAGCUUAUCAGUCUUCCUCGUGUCAAAUUUUGAAAAUCGCUCUGAACCUUUGUCAAAUAGAAGUGAUCAUUCUGGGACAGCAACUAAAUACUGCAGAUACCGAGAUUAUCGAGCCCAUCCUGAGGCAAAGGAGCCGUAUGUCUACACAUUACAGUUCUGGCAUGUUCUGGCAGCACGCUUGGCCUUUAUCAUUGUAUUUGAGCAUCUUGUGUUCACUGUAAAAAACCUGAUAUCCUACCUGAUCCCUGAUCUGCCAAAGGACUUGAGGGACCGAAUGCGCAGGGAAAAAUAUCUAAUUCAGGAAAUGAUGUAUGAAGCUGAAUUAGAACGUCUACAGAAAGAAAAAAAGGAGAGAAAGAAAAAUGGGAAAUCGUACCAUAAUGAGUGGCCAUGAAUGCAAAAGUAAGAUUCCUGUUACUUCACGCUACAAAGGCACUGCCUUCUAAUGACUGAAAAAAAAAACAAUGCAACCUCAAUGCAUGUCACUAAUACAGUUCUACAGGUGAGCACAUUACACAGGAUGAAAUACUCUCUGGAUCCAGUCAUGCAUUAUACAAUGCCUGUUUCUAACAGGGCGCGCAUGUAGUUCAUUAAUAAGCUGGAAAUAUGUAAGACAUUUUUUACUACAAAUUGUAUAAUGAACCUGUCUCCCAAAUCUGUCUGUAACAUUUGCAUUCUUUCCCAUGACAUUUUUACAUAUCUCAACAAACAGAAGUGUAAAAUAAAAUUCUGGAAUUUUUUGCAUAAAUUUUUAGUCCCUCUGAAGACUUGCUCAUUUCUCUGCUUUCUUGUAUUCAAUGAAAAUGCUGUUUACAGUUUGAUGCAUUCUUUAAUUCAUAUAUUUCAGAGAUUUAUUAUAAGUUAUAUAUAAUAUAAAUAAAUAUAUAUACUAUAUAUACUAUAUAAAUAUAUACAGACUGCUAAUUUGUAUAUAGUAAGAAAUAUAGCAAAGAAUGCUAAAUUUUCAAAUUUAAAGUUCAGUUUGUAAACAUAAAGCCAUGUUCCUGCUUGUAUACUGUGAUGCAAUAAAUUUAAAAUAAAUUAUGCAUAUGAAGUUU